CCUGGUGACGCUCAGACUCUGCCAGCUGUCAGCAGCCGACAGCUUGGGCACCGAUAUAUCCGAUAGGCAUUGCUUGCCGUUCGUUAGAUUCCUGACAUAUUCAGCACCGUCAGCACAUCUACUUACGCUCGUUGUUCGAUGGAUAUCGAGGGUGUGUCUGGCGAUCUACAGUCUAGGGUCCUUCAAAAUACACUCGCAGAAGUUGCGGCAAGACGCGAACCCGCCAGCAACGAAGAGCAUAGGAGCGAGUCAUGUUGUGUGAUCUGUCUCGAUAGCAUCACUGAAGCUUGCGAGGCGAGGCCCUGCAGGCAUCAAAACUUCGACUACCUCUGUCUGUUGAGUUGGCUUGAGCGCUCACCUAAAUGCCCUCUAUGCAAACGCAAUGUCCAUGAAGUAGUGUACGAUAUUGAAUGCGAUGGUGCCAAGACGAGCCGUGUGUACUUGGUGCCGCAGGUGACGAGUGAUGUUCCUCAAAAUGAUCAACCACGCGUGCAAGUCCAGAGCCGGCGCUGGACAGAGCAUCCCAACAGGCGUCGCAAUGACGCCGUCCGGCAGCAGGCAGGAACUCGAGACGAAGCUAUCCUUCGUCGCCAGCGCAUCUAUCGGGACCGCCUCUAUUCCCUACAUGUAGGAUCCAAUGCCAGGUCACGUUAUAGAGACAUAACACCAGAACGUUUUGAUUCGGAACCCGAACUGGUGUCACGUGCGCGCGCCUGGCUAAGGCGAGAACUACAAGUCUUCGAGUUUCUCCGCACCUCAAGCAACUCGCGGAAUAGUGAAGAUGCUAUGACAAGGCGGCGUGCAAAUAAUGCCGAAUUCUUGCUAGAAUAUAUCAUCGCUAUUCUGAAAACGGUAGAUAUUCAAGGCAGCCAAGGCGCCGCAGAGGAUAUGCUUUCUGAUUUCCUUGGUCGCGAAAACACGAAACUACUACUUCAUGAGCUACGAAAUUUUCUGCGCAGUCCAUGGUCAGUAGAAGCGUGGGACCGAAACGUUCAGUAUCCAACCUCAACAGCGCAACAAGGGGAUUGCAAAGAAGGCGCCACUGAGCAUCGACAUGGCGUUUCGAGGAGCGGGCCUGUCCGUAAUCUUGGACGAAUAAGAGGCGACUCAUACCGUCCGCCAUACUCAGGGGUUUCACGUCGAGUCCGGCAUCCUGGGUGACUAUGAACACGUACUUGUAUCGAAACCUUUCGCUACUAAGUUGCGCCAAAGAUAUGCCAAAUUUUUGGCGUUUGUAUGAAAGAAUGAGUGAAGGAAUGUUGUGUCCAAUCCGAUUUCAUCAGAGAAAAGGGUCAACAAAAUGUGUACACUACCCAUUUACUCCCUCUCGAACGCGGUCUUCUUCUAAACCUAGAUAUCAAGGUUGGGGGAAUAUACCGGGCUUGUGCCAUGAUACGACAAUACUGAUCUGUGUGGGCGUGCUUAAAAGCUACCCUUAAGUGGGACAAAUGUCGGCAACAACCCGAUACUUUAUACCUCAAAAUCCUAGUUAUUCCUUGCAAAUAGAUACCCGUUGCAGGUAGAUAACUCUGUUCACAAUAGCCGAAUAGGCUUACAUCCACGUGGCCUUGCUCUUAAGUUCACGUUAAUAAAUGUCAAUGUCAUGAAUUUCUACACUUCUGUAUUUUGUCACCAUGUGCCUGCUUCCAAGGUAAACCCUUCGAGCCUAAGUGUAUGCUAGUAUAUCAACCACAACCCCUGAAAACACGUUCUGUAACAGUAAGCUAGUCAUAUACAACUUUGUUCAUGACUGCAUCCUUUCGUUGCGCAAUGGUGAUUGAUAUAUUUCGCUAUCGAGUUUUUUCUAGUCC
Molecule: messenger RNA, 1811 nt
Organism: Xylaria bambusicola
Lineage: Eukaryota; Fungi; Ascomycota; Sordariomycetes; Xylariales; Xylariaceae
Exons: 3
Coding region: 139-1161 (340 amino acids)
Biological process (GO): protein monoubiquitination; protein polyubiquitination
Molecular function (GO): ubiquitin protein ligase activity
Source: RefSeq, a predicted model, not a curated record